Messenger RNA from Nematolebias whitei (Rio pearlfish), 2154 nucleotides. It is a transcript of the gene gnb3a, whose product is annotated as guanine nucleotide binding protein (G protein), beta polypeptide 3a. Bases 246 to 1268 code for a protein of 340 amino acids. Gene Ontology annotation, biological process: G protein-coupled receptor signaling pathway. The record is from RefSeq and is a predicted model, not a curated record. Lineage: Eukaryota; Metazoa; Chordata; Actinopteri; Cyprinodontiformes; Rivulidae. Gene Ontology annotation, molecular function: protein binding; signaling receptor complex adaptor activity. Gene Ontology annotation, cellular component: heterotrimeric G-protein complex; cytoplasm. The transcript has 9 exons.
CAUAGGAGCAGUGGACUGAGUUAGUGACAGAGAAUCAUCCCACUGAGUGUGUUUGAGGCACCAGGAGUGAAUGAGUGGAGGAAAGAGUGGUGACCCCCAGGCUGAACCUAUGCAGACACCCUGAGGAAGAUCGCAGGAGGAAGAUCAAAUAAAAAUCCACCUUGAGAGGAGAGUUGGACUGGAUUCUAAGCUUCGCUGUUAUCUCCACUGGUCUCCUCUGGUGACACCUCCUAAAAUCAAUCACCAUGGGUGAAAUGGAGCAACUGAGAAAGGAGGCAGAAAGCCUUAAAGACCAGAUCAAUGCAGCUCGUAAGGCUGUGCAGGACACCACUCUGCAGGAGGCAGCAGCUGGGGUAUCUGUGGUGGGACGAGUCCAGAUGAAGACCAGGAAAACUCUACGGGGUCACCUCGCCAAAAUCUAUGCCAUGCACUGGGCCACCGAUUCAAAGUUGUGCGUCAGCGCCUCACAAGACGGGAAACUUAUCGUGUGGGACAGUGUCACAACCAACAAGGUGAAUGCCAUCCCCCUGAAGUCGUCGUGGGUGAUGACUUGUGCCUAUGCACCUUCAGGAAACCUCGUGGCCUGUGGGGGUCUGGACAACAUGUGCUCCAUCUACAACCUCAAGGGCAAGGAUGGGAAUGUCAAGGUGAUGCGUGAGCUGGCAGCACACACAGGUUACCUGUCCUGCUGUCGUUUCAUCAGCGACACGGAGAUCAUCACCAGCUCAGGCGACUGCACUUGCAUACUGUGGGACAUUGAGACGGGGACCCAAAAGACUGUGUAUGCUGGACACCAAGGAGACUGCAUGUCCCUGGGUGUUUCCCCAGAUUUUAACUUUUUCAUCUCAGGGGCAUGUGACUUUACAUCUAAGCUGUGGGACAUCAGGGAGGGCACGUGCAGACAGACCUUUUCAGGCCAUGAGAGUGACGUCAACGCCAUUGGGUUCUUUCCCAAUGGUAACGCAGUGAUAACAGGAUCUGAUGAUACCACCUGUAAGCUGUUUGACCUGCGAGCCGACCAGGAGCUCAUCACCUACCAGGACUCCAGCGUCAUGUGUGGGGUGACCUCCCUGGCCCCCUCUCUGUCUGGACGGCUGAUACUGGCUGGCUAUGAUGACUUCAACGUCAACAUCUGGGACGCUCUUAAAGCUGAAAGAGUGGGUGUUCUGGCUGGCCAUGACAAUAGAGUGAGCUGCAUUGGCGUAUCUGCAGAUGGGAUGGCGUGUUGCACAGGAUCCUGGGACAGCUUCCUCAAGAUAUGGAACUGAGGCUGUUCCUUGGCAGCGAUGCAGAGAAAGAGCAGUCAACACAUUUGCUUUGCGAAAAGUGAAGAUUUUAAAAUACAUUUUUAGAGGAAGGAAUGCGAAGCCACAUAGGGUGAGAAGAGGGUGUUUUAACAGUGCCAAGUCCUGUUUGUUGUCGGAGAAGGAUUGUAAUGCAAAGGUUUUCUCUUCUCACAUUAUGGGGUUAGAACAAAGAAGUGGCGAUCAAGAAAAAAAUAUUCCUAAAUAGCUAAUCUGUGGUUUAAACAGAUAAAAUAAGCACAUUUAUUGCAGCAAUUCAAAAAUCACCUAUUGAGAACAGUUGCCAAAUGAAAAUGGUAGCAGACUGGAUGAAACAGAAUUGCAUAUGGUCUGUGUAGGGACUCAGCAGCUCUACUUUUAUAUAAAAUCAUAGGUUGCAUCAUAUACAUAAUUGGCGCAUUCACAUUAAAAUUUCAAACUAUGAUUUGUUCCUUGUUUUUGUAGACUCCUUAGAUACCUAAACUUUCAUGCUUUUUAUUUUCUAGUUCAGUUUUAGUUUGCAGAUGCGUUUGUUUUGUAUGUGUUGGACGUCAGGAUUUGGGACCAUAAUCCCUCACUAACUACUGCAAUGUGCUUAAAAUUGACAGAUGGGACAAUAAAAAGCUCACUCAUGGGUCACCAAGCAUGUAAAAAAAGAUGAAGAGCAUUGUCACAAGACUCCCGUCAUUCUAAUAAUGGAACAGCUAUUGUGUGCGUAUGAGCAGUACAUUCAAAUACCUGCUUGAUUUUCCCACUGAGCAACAGAUGAAGCUAAAUCCGUUUGUGUACAUAGAGCAAAGAAAAAAAAAUCAAAUGCAUCUUUUCUUAAACUUGAUUCACACUGUACAAAGUAAAAUACUCACAUCUAAUA